Setaria italica (foxtail millet) is the source of this 845-nucleotide messenger RNA. RefSeq lists its product as uncharacterized. The record is from RefSeq and is a predicted model, not a curated record. The transcript has a single exon. The coding region runs from base 141 to 479 and encodes 112 amino acids. NCBI's taxonomy places the organism in Eukaryota, Viridiplantae, Streptophyta, Magnoliopsida, Poales, Poaceae.
CCCCUCUCACUUAGCUUACAGACACACCAUUACCCCAAAUUUGUGAAUUGUGAUCUUCCAAACCGUGCCUCACACUCAAUCUCUCAUCAUCACAAUCUAGCUCCUCUUGCACUUGCAGCUAUCGUCUAUCAGUGAUCAUCAUGGGAAAUUGCCUGGUGAUUCAAGACAGGAAGGAGAUCAAGAUCAUGAGCGUCGUGGACGGCAGCGAGGUCCUCAAGGUGUCAUCCCCCGGAAGUGAUGAGUCCCUGACGAGCCGGCUUCCGGUGAAGGCGCCGGCGGCUGUCGUCGACCCCGGCUCCGUCAGGGUGAAGCUGGUGAUCAGCAAGCAGGAGCUGAAGAAGAUGCUGGACAAGGAGGGCAUGUCGCUGGACGACAUGGUGUGUCUCAUGCGCAAAGAACAAGCAAGUGACCGUGAACAGGAUUGUUGUGGAGGGUGGCGGCCUGCGCUGGAGAGCAUACCAGAGGGCAGAGAUCUAUAGCAGCCGGGAUCGUUUCAGAGAUCCUGUGGAGGCACAGAAGGAUCAUCGUGCUUACGAGUUGCAGGAUUUACUUUUUGGAAUAAGUGUAAGCAAAACAUGUACAUGUGGUGGAUAUAUGACAUAUAUACAUGUAAAUAUAUAAAGAUAGUAUAGGUAUAGGCAUAUGGUACAAUGGUAGGAGUUUUGAGAUAGGGAUUCUCUUUACCAUUUCUUGUAGCUUACACGCAUGACGCAUGUAAAGAAGAGGUAAAGAUGAUCCUGGAAAUCAAGCAGGUUGUUGUAUGACACACUCUUUGUGUCCACAUAUCAUCAGCAAAGCUAGCUUUGCCUAUAAACAGGCAGGACUUAUCUCAAGGGUUUCACGUA